AUGCUCCGGCCGCUGUCGUUCUUCCGGCGCCGCGUCCUCACCGCUGCCCUCAAACUUCUCGCCCCGCCCAUCUCCCGCUCCCUCUCGACCGCCGCGGCACCGGCAGCCCGCAAGCCGAGCACCGCCGUGGCCGUCCUCUGGGACCUGGCCGCGUCGCGUCCCCCCACCACGCUGCCCCUCUACGACGCCGCCCACGCCAAGCGCCUCGCCCGCAUCGACUCCUCUCGCGGCGACCGCCGCGUGCGCCUCGCCGCCGCGCUCUCCCUCAAGCUCUCCAAGUACGAGAAGGCCGCCCGCGAGCUCACCGCGGGCGCGGACGCCGCCGCCGCCACCCCCGCCGACGAGAUCGGGCGCGCCGGCGUCCGCGUCGCACUCACACGCACCCCCGCCGCGUCCCUCCGGGAACGCGCGCAGCAGGUGCUCGACGAAGGGUCCGUGGGGUGCUUGAUGCUGGUCUCUGGCAAAGACGAGCUCGCCUCCCUGCUUCGGGUGGCGAGGGAGAGGGGCGUGCGAUCGGUGGUGGUUGGCGGGGAGUCCGGGCUGGCGAGGUGGGCGGACGUGGGGUUCAGCUGGGCGGAGGUGAUCACAGGGAAGGCCAGGACGGCUGCGCCGUCAGUGUCUGGGAAGUGGCGGGACAGGGAUGUGCUCAAGGGGCUAGAGUGGAGGUACGAGGAGGACGAUGAGGAAGAGGUGGUGUUCGAGGACAGCGACGGCGAUGGUGCCGAGGAGUUGGCACGCAAGUCGAAGGGGAAGCCGUGGUGGAAGUUGGACUCUGACGGCGAGGAUUCCAGCAACGGUAGCUGA
This is a messenger RNA of Setaria italica (foxtail millet), 804 nucleotides long. RefSeq lists its product as uncharacterized. The record is from RefSeq and is a predicted model, not a curated record. The transcript has 2 exons. The coding region runs from base 1 to 804 and encodes 267 amino acids. Lineage: Eukaryota; Viridiplantae; Streptophyta; Magnoliopsida; Poales; Poaceae.